This is a messenger RNA of Neodiprion virginianus, 9510 nucleotides long. RefSeq lists its product as uncharacterized. Bases 1291 to 5337 code for a protein of 1348 amino acids. NCBI's taxonomy places the organism in Eukaryota, Metazoa, Arthropoda, Insecta, Hymenoptera, Diprionidae. The transcript has 9 exons. The record is from RefSeq and is a predicted model, not a curated record.
CUCUCAGUAAUGAACUUGAGUGAAUUUUGCGUAGUUCCUUGCCGUGCGGGACCGUAUAGAGAUGAAAAAGUAUUGAAAAUUUCUAAAGCUCGGGCCCCACGCAGCUUGAUUCGGCACUGAUACCAGACGACGUAUGUAUGUACAUGCGAACUGCGAGGCCAUUGCAAUUUAACUGUUUCUCCGUAUGCGCAAAAGCGAAGCAACAGCAGCCGUGUUGCUAUUGUGUUGGGAAAAUGGUGAAAGACGAUAAUUCUACGUAAAAAUGCUGUCCCGUCGAUGUUCUAACAUUAAUGUGUAAAUAAUAUUAGUUGUCAUAUAAUCAUUAGAAUAAGUACUCUGUGAACUUGAGUGGGUACAUAAGUAUUGUCGAUGGGAACAAUGUGAAUUAAAUACGCAUUGAUGUGUCUUUUUUUCUUCUUAUUUUCAUUAAACAAAAUUGAAAACUGACCAAAUGGUGAAAGAUUUAAUUGUUCUUUUAACUAACGCAACUCAGUGAACAUUGUCGACGCGUGAAACUGGUCAGGGAAUCUCGAAUUGAUCCGCCUCAACGAACCGAAGAUUUUAGUUUUACAGGAAUAAUCGCCAAGUGACAACCUCUUGUUUUUGUGGUUAGGAUAUGCGUUGUUUCGAGCGAUCGAUAACGGAGUAGUGACGAAUCAAGUUGAUUCGUUGAAAUCGCAUUCUGCAGAGGUAAACGUAUGAUUACCCGAACGUAUCAUGUUAAGGCAAACGUUUUCAAGGUUAAUUAAACAUUUGUUACGAAGUGGUGAGUGAGGUAAAAGUGUAACAGUAGCGGCAUACGAAUAAAACGGCGUUUACGCGUUCGUAACUUCGACCAAUCGACGGCGGCGUCUUGUGUUUCGAUUUUUGUUGGCGGACGAUACCAUUUUCGUGCGAGAAUAGGCCUCGGGUUUUCUCAUGGGGAAACUGUGCGGUCCAAAAUUCCCGGUAACAAGGGGAGAAAUCCGAGAAACGCAUUCGUUCCCUCCCCUUGGUUGAAUUUCAAGCUGAACAUUGUGCGGGAGUUGGGUCUUCGACUAAUCGAUGCUCGCCUUCUCGAUAUGUCUACCCCGAGCGAUUAAACUAGCCCACAACGUCCAGCAUGUCGGGCGAGGGACCCCCAGAGCCUCGGUAUAAUGCCGUAUUUCCAUGUAAUUCGAUUGAUUUGUAAAUAAAAUUUGUGUUGUGGCUCCGGUUUCGUGCGCUGGACGUAUUACCCGACCUAAAUGGUGACGGUAUACCGUGAAUUAUCGGCCGUACGGCCCUAAAACACGUCGGAGAUAUGAGGCAAUGAACACACAAGAUAUAUCUCUGUCAAGCUCCAGCAAGAUGGCCCCAUGGCCGGAGCAUCAUCAAGAACCUGUAGCCCCCGACAAAACCGAUGAAAACCGCGUAGGGACAGCCGACACGAGCACAGAGGCUGCCACGAUAAAUGAAGCUAAUACCGUCGUGACUGUGACCACCGAAACUAGUGAAAUAAAUUCUAAUUCGACGGUCCAAAGUGUGCCUGGUAAUUCAGGCUCGGAAAACAAGCAGGAGGAACCUGCAACUUUAUCUACCCUCAAUGAAGGUGAACUGCGAGCUCUGCUGGAUGAAGCCAUAACUUACAAGUGUCCUAAAGAUCGUGAAGGAAAAUCAAACCUUUUCAAGGAACUUCUUCAAGAGGCAGAAGCCGAUGAAACAGAAGAAGGUCAUCGAGCGGUAGCCAAUUCCCGCUGCCUCCCUGGCUCUAACCGACGAAGAAACAAACGUGAUUCAGUGUCUGAGCGCCUUACCCACGGAGGGUCAUUACAAAAUUUGGCCCAGCCAAUCAGCUCUGAAUUUGACAGUAGUUUCACAUAUUUAACUUCUGGUUGCAGCCACAUAUACGGUGGGGGUAGAAGAAAGGGUAAAAAACAUACAGGUCCUAGCGUUUCUGCUAGGCAAAGAGAAGGUGGAUCCCUACCGUCAAAUGUCAAUGCAUCCCAUAGUUUAGCUUCGCUAGCUAAUUUGGAUAUACUGUUUGACAAAAAGGGUUUCGCAGACAAGAGGACAUCGUACGAUUGGGCUAAUAAAGAGAAAUCCAAAUCCCUGGACAAACCUUCAUACAGUGGUUUGAAACGAGAGGACAAAGAUAAAGAAAGAAAAGAAAACAAGCGAGAAAUUGACAUUGGACAGGCUGCUGACGGAGACAGAGAGUCAAAAGACAAUAAGAGAGCAGGCAGAGGGAAGCAAAUUACAAAUGAAAUGGUCGAAUCGGAUCCUCCGCCUCCAGAACCCAAACCAGAUUAUAUGGUGAUUGACCUUAGUGAUGUCGAGGUAGGUGGUAUUGGAGAGCAUAAUGCAGCAGGGGCAGGGGGUGGCACACAGCGCCCUCAUGCUAUCGAAGCGGAAGAUGACGAGGGAACAGAAAUGAAAGUUAUUGAACCACGUCUACCGGUGCAAUUUAUUACUCACGCCACAUUCGACAUUGGACAGACACCAGUUGACAGCAGUAUAGAGUUUCCAAUACGUGAAAAUAAUGGCAAACAAGACAAAUCAAAAGUAACUGUCAAUGGCACGGAGGCAACGAGUGCUCGACAAUUUCAAACAUACAAUACUGUGAAAUGUAUUGUUGGCGGUACUUCGGGCGGCACUAAUUCUCAGCAGGGCAAAGUUCCAGUGUCCAAUGUUUACUCUAUGAUGCCUGUUAAUUGGUCAACGACAAGUCCAAAUCUUGCCAUGGAAACAGUGUCCAGGCUUGCGACUCAUCACAUUCCAGUGAAGGAAUCAUCUGGCUCUGGUGAAAAGAAGGCCUUCGACGAAAACGGAAAUGCUGUACAGGGAUAUGCCAACGAACGCAAAAAGUCACGCAGAAAGCAUGCACAAGAACCAAAUGUCAUCGUCUACAAAGCUGAAACCAUAGAAGGUCACCGCAACAUGGAUAUUGAUAGCUUGAUUAAUUUUAUUGAAAGCAAAGAGUCAAAAGGCAAGAAAGGUAAAACGACCAAUACAGUCAGAGUUAAAGCAAGUUCAGGACCGAAACCACGACCCAGAGAAAAGGAUGCAAAGAGAGAGCAGCUGCCAGCUAAGCUACAAAAAUCUAAUUCACUGGAGGAAAUAUCUAAAACAAAGCUGGAAGAUCUCACUGCAGAGAAGAGUAUAAGUUCCAGUGGUGCUAGCAGUAUUUCAAGUCAGCACGGUACUACAAACGUGGCACUCCGUCGCGCCAAGCAGCGCAGUAUUGGGGAUACACCGGUCGAUUGUCGUGGUGAUCGACGAUCUUGGGGUACGGAAGAAGGGCAAUCUAUAUAUUGUAAUGAUACUGGUGACGAUUAUACAACUCGCCGAAACUCAAUAAAAAAGAUUAACCCAGAACCAGAGCCUGAACCGGAUUUUUUGGUGGUAACAAAGAAGAAAAAAAGCAAGAAACAGCGACGAAGAAGUUCCAGUGGUGGUCGAGCACAAAAUUUGACUACUACGGCAUCCUAUCUGCAAAGAUCUAGAGGAUUCAAUAACGAGUAUAGAACGCCAUUGUCUCCAGAACUUAGGAGAAAAUCUGCCAGCAGUAUGCCACCUAGUGACAAAUCAGAUAGCAGCGACCUAGACUCCGUUCAUUCGCUCCCUGUAACUUCGAAUACAACUAAGCAUAAUCUUACUAAAAAUACCAACUCCUCCGGUGGCACCCCUCAGGCUAGCUACGCUGAUAUUGCACGCACGGCCACAAUAAACAUUUCUACCAGCUCUGUCUUAAAAAUGACAGAAAUCGGGCCAAUGAUGUUGAAUGCUGCUUGCUGGCCUAGCGUCCCUUCCAAGACACCGUCCGAAUCAGAUAAAAUACCUCAAGACUAUUAUCCAAGUUUGGACGAAUUGCAACACUCUGACAGAAAAAUAAGGCAGCAUAAUUUUGCAAACUCGAACCAUGUACAUAGUUUAAGUUUAAGUUUCGAUAAACCGCCAUCGCCUGUAUUAUCAAAAGUGAAGUCUUCGCCGGAUAAUAAAAAGGCUGAGGCCCACGAGGAAGCAAUUAAUAAAAACAUUCAAGUAUUCAAGUACGUUCGGGACAUUGAAAAAAUGCACCAACGAUUAGCUCAGGAAACGAAAAUCAUGAACUUGAAUAAUUCUAACCCAAAUUCGACUGAGACUACAACGCAAACGAAUCAGACCCCACCGAAAUUGAACAACUCAAUUAUCAAUUACUAUUCUCCGGACUCGGACAACUUUACUUCUCCAGAAAACACAAAUCUCAAGGAUGCAAAUUUGAAUUCAAGAAUUAAUAUCCCGAGACCAAGAAGGGCAUAUCAACCAAAUAUUCAAAAUGCCUCCAGCCAGCCGCAAUUAGAGAAUUCUAAAGAGUUGAAAAAAUCUGUUACCCAGCAACAGGAAGAAAUAAGCCGGAAAUCAGGAAAUGGACCAAAUCAAACGCACUCUGAAGAUAAGGAGUCAAAGCGACUGGGAUAUCCUCAGACUGUAACUAGUGGUCAACAAGAAGAAUCUGACACUCCAAAGUUGAAAUCGUAUAAUAACGCUAAAAUACCAACACAGAAUAUGUUGGAUGGUGAAACGACGAAAAGUGGUACCGAAUCCGACAAGAAUUCAAAAUUGACGAAAGAACAGCAAACUAUUUUGAAACAUGAUUCUGUAAAAGUGGCGAGUAAUCAAAAUCAGAAUGUGAUAACAGACCAUCGUGAAGAUAAUGGGGUGAAAAAAACUAAACAGUUGACAAAGAGUAACAAAGAACAAUCGCAAAAAUCUACGGAAAAUCAAUCAUCGAAUAAAAAGAUUUCUUCGUCAAGACCAGCUGUGAUACUGUUAGAUGAAGCUACCCCUGACUUAUUAAGGAAUAGUGAAUCCCCUAGCGAAUUGAUUUUUGGGUUUGAAAUAAAUGAACAACUUUUACUGUCUGAUGAUUGUGAAGAAACACAGGAAGCUAGCUCGGUAUUUUCAACAACUCCUCCGCUAUUUGAUAAACCUCCCCCAAAUUUUGACAGACCACCACCUAUGUUUGAGAAACAUUUGAGAUAUGAUAAACCGCCACCAAACUUUCAAAUACACCCUGCACACGCUCAACUUCAUCAUCAUCCUAUACCUCAUGUAGUGGUACCACAGCUGCCAUACUUGAGUUACGGUCCUCCAAGGUUCAUUCCACCACCUACUUAUUUACCUCCUCCACCGCCUCCAGGUAUAAUGGAAAAGUAUCAACAGCAACCAAUGGAGGAUUUUUUGGCGCGAUACGUUGCACCAGAAGAAUCUGUACACAUUCUAACGUACAAUCACGAUAAAAUUGUUACAUUUGUUGGAUUGGCAUGGGAAGAUGUCAUGCGAGAAAUGCCUGUAACUUCAUCAACUGGUCGAGUACAGUACUACAGUGGACAGUGAGAUAAAUAGCGAUGAAGAGAAAUCAAUAUUUAUUCAAAUAUGGUAAUCCUUGGUGGUACAAGAAGCUGUAUGAGGCAGAAUGCAAGAAAAUAUGAUUGACACUACUUGUUGCUAAUGCAAGUUCCACUUCCUAAACAUAAAGUACUGUGAGCGAAUGAGACAUAUUAUCGUACUUGUACAGCUUAAAAUAACUUAAAAAUCUACAUAAUAUGCUUUGCCGCUGAAGUGGGGUUAAUGAACAAUUAAGUACUGAGUUGAAUAAAAAAUCAGUAAAGCCGGGAGGCGCAAUUUGUGCCUAAGGAGAUAGUCAAAAGUGUAUAUAGUCGUUUAAAAUUAAAAAUUAACAAACAUAUGGAAAAUGAAAAUCGGAAACAGAAGAAAAAACAAACUUUUCAGAUGUCUGUCGCACUACUGCGCAUAUAGAUUCUGAUAGCAGUAGUAAUUUGAUAACAACAUAGAGCAGCAGUUACAUAUGAAAAAUGAUACUGCUGUAUCCGCUGUUGCAGAAAAAAAUACAGUGAAAAUUCCAAAAGACCGUUAGAAAAUAAAGUAACAAUACUUUGAAAUUAGAUUGGCGUGUAUAUAGUUUGAAAAUUAUUCAAAAUUUUUUCAAUAAAAAGGAAUAAGUUUUUUUUUAAAAUUGAACAUGGUAAAUUUAAAUAUCUACUCUAUGUUUCGAACUAAACACGAAUGGAAAUACAGCGAGUGAAUAAGACUUUCAUACUGUAUUGUUACAUUCAUAACAUUGUAUUCUAUUGAAAAAAACGUCGUUGGAUAAUAAUAAGGCAAUAUGGAUUCUUAAAAGUUGAAAAUACUUCUUGAAAAAAAAAAAAAAAAAAAAAAAAACUAAUACGUGUAUGUGUGAAAUGAAAGUGAGAUCCCAAUCGAUGACACUUAAAUAUUGUGAAACUAAUGAAAACGUGAAAAUGAUCCUAAUCACAUUCUCUAUUACUCCGGGACAAUCGGGUGACACAAUGUGGACAGCAAACAAUUGUUACAAUAAAAUAAGGCAGUGCGAUGUUAAUGCUUCAUUAAAACAAAGUGUUUGCAAUACCAGUAACGCUUUGAUUCACGAUUAAUCAGAACUCAAAACACGAAUGAUACUAUAGUGUGAUAGAAAACAGCCGCCAUAUAUUCGCUGGUUCCCUAAGAAACGUGAGAACGAUGUAUCGAUAACGAGUGCCAGGCAGAAUUUGUAUAAAUUAUGAAUUAUAGUAAUAAUAAUUAGUGUGAUGAACCUCGUGGUGUUAAAGAAGUGGUAGAGAGCUUGUGAAUCGAGCGAAAGAAUAAUUUGCUGACAACCAACAGUUUCUUCCAUUGGAGAACAUGACGAAUAAUAAUGAUAAUAAGCAAGUUGUUUUUGGACGUAUAAACUAAAAUUAGAUGAGGGAAAUGUUGAACCAAGUGUUCAAGAGCACUAAAUUUUUACACAGACCCGCUUAUUUAAUAAAUAUUAAAUAACUAAUUAUUGGUUAUUGGUAAAAGAAAAAACAAAAAAAAAAUCAUAAAUAAUAAUUGAUUUAAAAGUACUUGCUUGUAAUGUGUGAAAGAUGGGAUGUCUCUGUAGUCAUCACAUUUAGUAAUGUUUAAUUCGAUUUAGAGGUUGCUGUUUGAAUAGAAAGCAUUAAAGAAUCGAUACAGUAAAAAUCAUGAAGAAAAGUUUAUUGUAAUACCCAAAAUUACAGGCAUUGUGAGUUGUUUACUUUAUCAAGAAAAACAAUGAAAAUAAUUUAAGCAAUUACAAAAUGAGAACAAGGUGACGAAGCAGCUUGAAAAAGAAACUGCUAUUUAUUUUUCCUGAUAUCACAAGUUCAUGAACAGCUUUUACACUACCCUCUAGUAUAAGCGUUCAUACUUUGCAUUAUUCUGUAUAGUCUAAAGCUCUAUACCAUUGCAUUCAAAGUCGAAAGAGAUACAUUUUUCUCUCUAUCAUGGCAUGUUCACCUUUUUAUAGUUUACAAUUUGUAUUAUUCUAUUUAAGAAGUAGGAUUCAAUUCGUCAAAAUAACUUUAUCACUAGUACAUGGAAAUUUAAAUUGCUAAAUUUCUAUUUACGAUUGUUGCAAUCAAUAAUGUCCCUGCAAGAAAAUAUUGUACUAUAACCUUUACUAUAUUAUUUUUUUGACGUGAUUAAUUAUUAUUCUAUCACAACUUGGUCUUUAUUGAAAGAUAAAAUGUCUGGUAAAUCCUGAAAUUCCGUAGCACCAAUUUAUUUUAAAUAUAUGUGUGUAUGUAUAUGUAUAUAUAUAUGUAUAUAUGUAUAUGCAUGUAUGUCUAUAUAUACGUAUACGUACCUAUAUCAAAGUUCUGGAUAUACUUAUCAUUGCCAAAAUAAAUCUGUUGAGUAAAAGUUGCAGCAUGUAUCCUGGUUCGUAUGAGUAUUUCCAAAUUUGAAAUAUUUUUUCGUGUUACUUCUCUAUGCGAAGCAAGACGAUUUCAAAGAAAACAGACAAACACUUAUUCGGUAUUCAAAUUUUUAUUUGGACACUUAACUUCGCCUAUGAGAAUGUUAACAAGUCAAUACUAAAACAAUACCUAAUUGACAUGUGGGGAAUUUCAGUAUGCUAUUAAAUAUAUGUUACAUUUUUCAAACACAUUAUUUUAAUCGAAAUUAAUGUUCUGCAACGCUUAAGAAGACAUAACAGUGUUUAUAACAUUAAAUGUAAAAAUGUAAAUAAUUAUUCUUUUAUAUCUGUGAUUUUAAUUAAGAACUUUUGGUUACUAUAUUACUUGCUUAAUGCGAUCUGCCGAUCUUCAACUAGAACGGAUAAAAACAUUUAGUAUUUUCUCGAAAGUCGGACAAAUAAUUUAUUACACACUACUAAUUACCGUCCGAUUAACUUCUGUUACAUAAUAAAAUUCAUCGUUCUUGUAAUAAUAUUCCAAUUUAACAACAGUCUCUAACUAAGAACACAACACAUAUCAGGAUAGCGAAGUUCAAGGCUCUCAUUAUCUCAUCAAGAUUGCUUCAGCACACUUUAUAUUACAAAAUUGUGUAAUGCGAUAGAAAAUCUCAAAAAUGCCGGUAUAUUUUGUGAUACAAACACUUCAUUGAGAACGGAUUGCCUCCAGCUACUAAUACAGAUCUGACGCAUCUAACGUUUGUCAUACGGUUUUGUUCUUCAAAACCAAACAUGUCCGAAAGAAAAAAAUCCGGUAAUAUCAUCACUUGAAAAACAUACAGGUCAUGUUCUUCGAAAAAGAGUUUAAGUAUAACAUACUGUUAUAUAAUUGCUAUGUAUCUGCUAAUCGCCGGUUCGUUUUAUUUUGAAUUCAAUCAAUUUAAACUUGAUCCUUACAUCUUUACUAAGUAUUGGAUUACGUCAGACAUAUUAUAAAUUAUGGCAUAGUUUAUGCAUCGAAAUUUAUCAUUUAAUUAAAAUUGACAAAUUACAUGAUACAUCUCAAAUUUACAUUACCGUCUCUAACGUAUAUCUAGGCAGUGAUUACAUGGCUCACAGAAUUGUUAGAUUUUUUUUUUCCUCUUUUCGAAUGUUUAAUAUCACUGUAAAUUUUGGGAUAAAGAGCUUAAAAGCAAUGAAAAUUGUGCAACUCCAUCGCGGUAUUAUCGAGCAACCGGUAGCCUUUAUACAUUAUAGCACUUUGAAAAAAUAUUUUGCUAACGGUUAAUUAUUGCAUAUAGCGUGCUUUGUAUUAGAUUAUUUAAUUGUGUUGACUGGUUGUGAUGUUUUGAAACAGAUUUCGUAUAAUUUAUUCAAACAGCAACCUUGUAAGACAAAGUAAAAUAUAAGAGAAAAAAUCAACAAAAAAGAAAAUGAAUAAUAAAAAUGACAUAAUUUUGAGAGUGAUGUGAAUGUCUUCAUAAAAAAGUGAAGUGGAAGAAAAUAUAGACUACUUUAGAUGGGUUUACCUGGGCGCAUGAUGAUGUAUUGUCUGUUUAGUAUUAAUAAUAAUUAUUCAUUAUUAAUUAUUUGAAAUAGAUAACGUUUUGUUGUACUUCGUUUUUAAUUUUUUUUUUUUUUUCCGGUUUCUCGCUUUUGAAAUCUCAAAAUCAAGUACGAGGAGAAACAAAUUCUUUGUUAUUUUUUUUCGUUCCUGGCUUUUCCGCGACAGCACAAGAGCGGUACAAAGCUGGCGGUGUAGCCUUAGUCAAGCAAAUAUAUUUAAAAGAAAUACAUUGUAUAUAUAUACGAAUUAAAGUUUCAUUGAUAUU